Molecule: messenger RNA, 2867 nt
Organism: Ipomoea nil (Japanese morning glory)
Lineage: Eukaryota; Viridiplantae; Streptophyta; Magnoliopsida; Solanales; Convolvulaceae
Exons: 9
Coding region: 380-2434 (684 amino acids)
Biological process (GO): mRNA processing; regulation of mRNA stability
Cellular component (GO): cytoplasm; nucleus
Molecular function (GO): poly(A) binding
Source: RefSeq, a predicted model, not a curated record
AAGAGAAAGUAUUCAAAGAUUGGGAAAAUCGUUUCAAUUCUCCAAAUGUUCAAAACAAUGGCACGCUAAUGCCGACCUAGGUUUACAGGUCCUUUUAAUCUUUCUCUCAACCCUCCAUACACAGAGCAUGACCCUUUUCUGGAGGGGGCGGCAAUCUCUCUCCGCCGUGGAAGUGUGACAAUCAUUUCUCCAAGAAGUUCAACUGCUGCUCAUAUUAUUCAGAAAAUCACUAUUCUCACACUAUUCCAUAUACGUUAAUAUACGCGUAUACGCAUUUGUAUAUCGCCGAUUAGGGUGUUUUCGCGUGGAAUAAUUAAUUUUGAUUGGAUAAGACUUUGUGAAGUUCAUGCGCAAAAAGUAGGUCUGGAAUUGAGGGGAAAUGGGGAGUGGAGAUGAUCGGACGUUUAGGGCGGAUUUCAGCGGCGAAGGAGUGGCGCAGCUUCGGGAGCAUGUGAAGGAGAAACUCAAGGAGUUCAUGGGGGACUACACUGACGAUACACUCGUGGAAUAUGUAAUAGUCUUGCUUAAAAAUGGAAGACAUAAAGAAGAAGCAAGGAAUGAAUUGGAUGUUUUCCUUGGUGAUGACAGUGACUCUUUUGUCUCAUGGUUGUGGGAUCAUCUUGGUUCAAAUUUAAAUCUAUAUGUACAACAAAGAGAAAACCCUCUUGAUGAUGUGAUCACAACAAGACCUGCCAGUGAUGAGAAGGCUGGUAAGAAUGACACUUGCCAAUUGGGAUCUGAAUCUAACAAAGUUGAAUCAGACAAAUCAAGACCCCGCCACAGAAGGGAGUGGAAAGGGCUGGUGAGAGAUACAGAUCAACACCCACCUCUACGAAGUGUUGUGGUUGAUAUUAGUCACAGAGAAGAGGUAAAACAUAAAAAACCUGGUCGUAUAAAACGAUCUAUCUCACCCCAACCAGAAGUUCAGAGGAAGAGAAGUCGGCAUGACUAUCAACGUAAAAUGAAGAGAGAAGACAUUUCUCAAGCAACAAUUGCCGCUCCGCGGAGGUUGCUGCAAUUUGCAGUGCGAGAUGCUGUGGCUACCUCAAGGCCGUCUCAUUUAGCUACUGAACCAUCACUGAAGCGUAUUCGCUCUGUGGUUUCUACAUCCUUGGAGGACUCUUCAAUAGAAAAAUACCUAAACAGAAAACAAUCUGUUGCAAGAGGACCGAAUGCCAUUGUGACUGCUAUUAAAGCUGUUGCUGAAGCUGCCAAAGAUGUGACAAAGGUUAGGUCCUCAGCUAAUGUGUUUGAUAGGCUUGGUCAUGCCGCUAACACAAUGGAUACCUCAGCUCUGGUAGAGGAGUCAAGGGAAGAUAUUGCUGAAGAUACGGAAGAUGAAACUUUUGUUGAUGUUAUGGAAGUUCCCCCAACGUAUCAUCAAAGAAAUUAUACUGGACAGUAUGCUAGAAAAUUGCAUGGCAACACUGGGAUGACUUUUGAUCCUGGAUCAGAUGGAGGUUAUAAUGACAUUAAUGUUGUGGGCCAAGAGGAUUUGGGUGCCACAUGCACAUUUGUUGGAAAGGCGGGUGUUAGCCCACUGAUGGUUGACUACAGUGUGGUUAACACUGCGGAUGGAAUAAUGCCUAAGGCAUUAAAGAAUCAGGAUCAACCUACAUCCAUACGAAAUGCUUCUCGUAAGAUGAUGACUGGAUCCCUGAAUGUGAAUACUUGGAAAUCACCUCAAUAUCAGGAGGCAAGGAAGGCAUUGAGAGUAGAGGCUUGUGAAUCUACAGAAAACAGUGGGGCUGUGGCUGCCAAGCUUCGCAUGCCAUUUUUGAAAAAGAACAGUGAUCCUGUGACAGUUGAGAAUAGGAGUUUGAAGCCCAGUGCAGAUACAGAAAGGGAAUCCCAAAAGAUACAGUCUGUUCCUGGCUUAUAUUCUACUGGUCCAGCCCCAGUAGAUACUGAUUCCCGGACAAUUUUUGUCAAUAAUGUUCAUUUUGCUGCUACAAAGGACAGUCUUUCACGACACUUUAAUAAGUUUGGAGAAGUGCUUAAAGUGGUCAUUUUGACUGAUGCUGCAACUAGACAACCUAAAGGGUCAGCUUAUGUGGAGUUCAUGAGAAAGGAAUCAGCGGAGCGUGCUUUAUCUCUUGAUGGAACCUCAUUCAUGUCACGUAUCCUCAAGGUUGUGAAGAAAGGCUCGGCUCCUCCAGAACCAACAUCUGUCAUGACUUGGCCUCGAGUAGUGAGAGGAGGCCCUUUCGCCACUUCUAGGUUUGGCAGGGUUCCUUUUCCCCGAGGCAUACCGAGUGUAUAUAGGGCCCCCCAGCUCCCGAUCAAACCUGGUGCAAGGAGCAUGCAAUGGAAGCGUGAUGCUAAGUUAACUUCAACAGAAAAUGUUGGUACAGCAAGAGCCUCAAACAAUGCCAUGUCAUCUAUGACUGCUCGGAGCAUGACAUAUGUUCGGGCUGAACAGAAAACAAAUUGAAGUUUUGGAGCUGUAAAAACUAUUCUUUUGAUGGCCCUCUAACGUCUAACAACUUGGAAGGAUGAACGUGCAUGGUAGCGUUGAUUAUGUUUUGCUUGAUCAUACAUCAACCAAGCUGGGUGACGGAAUAGUGGAAAGAAAGGGUUUAGUGGAUGGUAGUGUUUUGCUUUAUUUAUCGUUUUAUGUUCUCUGUUUCCCUCUACAAGGAAAAGGCGGGCUGGAAAGUUGCAUUUGUUAAUGCAAAGGGGAUUUAGUUCUGAUUUUUUGUUUGUCCUAGAAUUGAUGGUGAAAAGGAAAAGUAAAAAUAAAAGUACAGGGUAUUAGCAAGAAACACUAAUAUGCAAUUCUGCAUGAAGUUGCUGUGGUAGAUGAAAUUCUACAACUGAUAAUGAUAAAUUUGAUAUUACAUCUUAUCUGGACUUUUGUUUGGUUU